CUGGCUGGGGAGCUCCCUGGCUCUCCAGUCCUCUCCAGUUGGCUCGGGCCCCCGCCCAUCCGCUUCUCAGUACAGUACCGCGGCGCGGCACCGACCGAGACCCAGGACGAGAUGCAGCUGAGGGUGGUUGUGACUUUGCUCACCGUCUUGUGCCUGCUCCGGGACAGCCGGCAGCGGCCCAGGAAGAACUUGUCCACAAAGAAAGUGACUGUGGGUAUGAUUGAAGACAUCAAGAAGCAGAUUGCCCACAUUGUGGAGGAGGUGAACUUACUGAAGGAGAAACAGGCCCUGCAUGCAGUGUGCCUCCGAGGAAAGAAAGUGGACAACAAGUGCUACUUGCCGAUGAGUGGAGAAAAGACAUUUCACAAGGCAUAUGAUGACUGCAUCCUACAUGGUGGGACCCUGGGUUGGGCUGAGGAUGAGGAGGAAAAUCAGGCUCUGCUCCAGUAUGCCAGGAGGAAGGUGGGAAAGAACCGCAACAUCUGGAUUGGAGUGACAGACAUCACGGUGGAGGGAACCUGGGUGGAUAUGACGGGUGCACGGGUCAACUACACCAAUUGGGAGACUGUGACCUCCCAGCAGCCUGACGGCGGCAGCAAGGAGAACUGUGUGGCACUCUCAGGUCUUGCCAAUGGCAAGUGGCUUGACAAGCCCUGUCACUUUCAAUACAAUUACUUUUGUCAGUUCAAUAUUCUUUAAGUUUUCCUGGUUAGUCCAGCUUUCUGCCAGAGCUCAGCCUGACUUCACUCUGCUGCUGAUGCUUAUGUUUUUAUUUGCUUGGAGAUCCGGCAUGGAACAAGCUCUGUGAGCCAUGGUACCCAGCAAACCCACUGAUUUAACCUCAUCAUGGGGGAAUUUACAAUGACCAAUCAUCCCACUAACUGGUACGUCUUUGAACUGAGGGGGAGCUGGAGUACCCAGAGCAAACCCAGGCUCACAUGGGAAGGAAUAUACAAGCUUGCUUGCAGAGGCUGCCGGAAUUAAACUCAGUUGCCCUGAGCUGUAAUAACAUCACACUGAGUGUUUAUGCUACUGUGAUUCUUCACAGAAGGUCUCUUGUGAUGAGUGCAGAGCAAGAGGAUUUCAUUGACCAUUGAAUGUCACCCGACCCCCCCCACACCCCGUCGUCCAUCGGUGCUUGUCUAACUUGCUCAUUUCCCUGGGUAUUGGUGAAGAUGUAUACCCUGGACUCAGAGUCAGCAAUGCCUUACACUAGCGAGCAGCCAUGUGUGGGCAUGAAGCUCUUCCCUUCCUCUUUCCCCACGCUACAGACCAUCUGCUGCACAGGGAUCAGGACAUGAGCAAAGCCAGUGUGGGUGCCGACCCACCUUUGUGCCUCAUGUGACUUGGUACUACACCCAGAGUCCUGGUACUCACCCCCCCCACCCCACCCCACCGUGUCCCCAGUGUGAGGUUUACUGUACUACACCCAGAGUCCUGGUACUCACCCCCCCCACCCCACCCCACCGUGUCCCCGGUGUGAGGUUUACUGUACUACACCCAGAGUCCUGGUACUCCCCCACCCCCGUGUCCCCGGUGUGAGGUUUACUGUACUACACCCAGAGUCCUGGU
Molecule: messenger RNA, 1572 nt
Organism: Mobula hypostoma (lesser devil ray)
Lineage: Eukaryota; Metazoa; Chordata; Chondrichthyes; Myliobatiformes; Myliobatidae
Product: tetranectin-like
Exons: 3
Coding region: 112-699 (195 amino acids)
Biological process (GO): bone mineralization; ossification
Source: RefSeq, a predicted model, not a curated record